This is a messenger RNA of Saprolegnia diclina VS20, 2994 nucleotides long. RefSeq lists its product as hypothetical. The record is from RefSeq and is a predicted model, not a curated record. Lineage: Eukaryota; Oomycota; Saprolegniomycetes; Saprolegniales; Saprolegniaceae. The transcript has 2 exons. Gene Ontology annotation, molecular function: ATP hydrolysis activity; ATP binding. The coding region runs from base 118 to 2994 and encodes 958 amino acids.
CCCACAUUUAGCCCGCCAUCGCGGUGCCAACGCAUUUCACAGCGCAGUUCAUUUAUCUUUUGACCGUGCGCUUCGCACCUGCCAAGAAGUCCAGCGACUACUAGCCACCUCGCCGCCAUGCCCAAGAGCCCGAAAGCCAAGAGCCCCACGAACGCGACCGCGACCGCGGCGGCGAGUCCCAAGGCCGGUAACGGUGGCAAUGUCACCGAGGCGCUCAAGCAAGCCUUUGCGACGGCGCCCGAAAACCUCGACGUCGCGGCCGUCAAGGUCGCCGACGUCAUUGCCGGCGCCAAGGACGCCAACCUCGGCGCUGUCACGGACCAGCUCAACGCCGCGCUCGUCGACGCCGAUGCCGGCACACGCCAGAGCGCGUGUCACAUUGUGACGGCGCUCGCCAAGAAGAAGCUCGCGCGUCUCGAGCCAUACCUCUCGCCGCUCCUCGGCAACGUCCUCGACGGCUACGCCGACAAGAAGAUCCAAGUGCGGGGUCCGGCGGCCGAGGCCGCCAAGGCCAUUGUCGACUCGGUCAACCACAAUGCGAUCCGCGUGCUGUUGCCACACAUCUUUGGCGGCAUGGACCGUACGAAGAAGUGGCAGACGAAAGAAGGCGCGCUCAACUUGCUCGCGGAGCUCGCCGACGUGGCGUCUGUCCAGGUCUCGCGCUGCCUCCCCGACAUCAUCCCGAACGCCACCGAGCAAAUGUGGGACACGCGCCCCGAAGUCAAGAAGGCCGCCCACGCCGUCAUGAUCAAGGCGUGCAGCACGGCUUCGAACGCCGACAUUGAGCCGUUCAUUCCCGCGCUCAUCUCGUGCAUUGCCAACCCGGCCGAGGUCUCCGAGUGCGUGCACAAGCUCGCGUCGACGACGUUUGUCAAGACGGUCGAGGCGCCGGCGCUCGCCAUCAUGGAGCCGCUCCUCGUCCGUGGUCUGAACGAGAACAAGACGUCGGUCAAGCGCCAGACUGCUGUCAUCAUCGACAACAUGUGCAAGCUCGUCGAAGAGCCUGCGGAAGCACUCCUCUUUACGCCGAAAGUCCUUCCGACGCUCAAGCGCAUCAUCGAAGCUGUCGCCGACCCCGAGUGCCGCGACGUGUGCACACGUGCGCACGAGACGCUCUUCAUGGCCGCCGGGUCGGUCGAGCUCUCGGAAGACGAGACCAAGAUCGAGUUCGACUCGAUUCUGCAGACGCUCAAGUUCAUUUUGGAGAAGGACGCCAAGGCCAAGAAGGCCAAGAUCGACGACGCGACGCUCAACUUUGUCGCGGGCUGCGGCUUGUACCUCACGGUAGCGCGCAACUUCAAGCCCGAGGAGUGGUCCAACUCGGUCAAGCCGUACCUGAGCGCAUUCUUGGCCGAAGGCGACAUUCCCGCCAUCACCAAGGGCUUCCGCGAAAAGUGCUACAAGGACAACAAGGUCAAGGUCGCCGAAGACGUCGUCCAGGAAGACGAGGGCGAAGACCUCUGCGACUGCGAGUUCUCGCUCGCGUACGGCGGCAUGAUCCUCCUCAACAACGCGCGUCUCAACUUGAAGAAGGGCCACCGGUACGGUCUCUGCGGUCGCAACGGUUGCGGCAAGUCGACGCUCAUGCGUGCGAUCGCCAACGGCCAGCUCGAGGGCUUCCCGUCGAAGGACGAGCUCAAGACGGUGUACGUCGAGCACAACUUGCAGGCGGAAGAGGCUGAGCUCUCGGUCGUCGACUUUGUGUUGAACGAUCCGGAUUUCAAGGACAUGGCUCGGAAGGAGGUCACGGAUACUCUUUCUUCGGUCGGGUUUACGGACGCGAUGCAGGCGCAGGCCGUCGGGUCGCUCUCGGGUGGCUGGAAGAUGAAGCUCGAACUCGCUCGCGCGAUGCUUCAGAAGGCCGACAUUCUGCUGCUUGACGAGCCGACCAACCACUUGGACGUCGCCAACGUGGCCUGGCUUGAAAAGUACCUCACGUCCAUGACGACGAUCACGUCGCUCAUUGUGUCGCACGACUCGGGCUUCCUCGACAACGUCUGCACCAACAUCAUUCACUACGAGAAGAACCGCAAGCUCAAGACGUACGUCGGCAACAUGUCGGAGUUUGUCAAGAUCCGCCCGGAAGCCAAGGCGUACUACGACCUCGACGCGGCCACCCACGCGUUCCACCACAUUGAGCAGCACUUGGACAUCUCGGCCAACCAGUACAUCCAGUGGCGCUUCCAGUCCGGCGAGGACAAGGAGCUCAUGGCCAAGGAGACGCGCAAGCUGACCCCGGAAGAGAAGGAGCUCCUCUCCAAGCCCGUCAACUGGGAGGGCGAGAAGCGCGUCUUCGAGUCGAUCGAGAACCGCCGCAAGCUCAAGAAGUCGUUCGAGUACGAAGUCAAGUGGAUGAAGCUCCCCGAUACGGAGAACUCGUGGAUCCCGCGUGAGAAGCUCGAGAAGUGGGGCUUCGACAAGAUUCUCCAGAUCGCCGACGAUCGCGAAGCCGCCCGCGCCAACAUGCAGGCGCGUCCCGUCACGGCCAUCGCGGUGCAGAAGCACCUCGACAACUUUGGUUUGGCGGCCGACUUUGGUACGCACUCGCGCAUGCGCGGUCUCUCGGGCGGUCAGAAGGUCAAGGUCGUCUUGGCGGCGGCCAUGUGGCUCAACCCGCACAUUCUUGUGCUUGAUGAGCCGACCAACUUUUUGGAUCGCGACUCGCUCGGUGCGCUUGCGGGUGCCAUCAAGGAGUUUGGCGGCGGUGUCGUCUUGAUCUCGCACCACCGCGAGUUCACGGACGCCUUGGCGAUCGAGACGUGGAACGUGGUCGCUGGUCAGCUCUCGAUCGAAGGCCAAGUCCCGGAAGACAAGACCAAGAUCGAGCAGAUUGACGCCGAGGAGUCGGUCGACGCCUUCGGUAACAAGGUCGUCACCAAGGUCAAGCGAAAGCUCACCCGCAAGGAGCUCAAGGUCAAGCUCAAGGCCAAGCGCGAUGCCGAGAAGCGCGGCGAGUUCUACUCAGACUCGGACCUUGACGGGUACGAAGAGUAA